AGAAAACUCUAAUGCAUUAAUUUCUUGUUUACAUCCAUCAGAUCAUUUGGUGUUGUUUUUCUCUUCCUACAUUGCACCAUCACAUUUAAUAACAGAGGCUCGCUCCAACACACACGUUCUUCUCACAAGCUUCUUAACUGAAGCUAUUUGACAAAGCAGCUACAGAAAACGGACUUUUUUGUUUCUCUGGUGUUACUUUACACGUGUCUUUCACCUUCAUCCAGUGAGCACCAUGCGCUUCAUCGAGAGCCAGAAGGAGGUAAUUCACACCCUGCGCAACCCGUCGCAGCACUCCGCGACGGACCGCAAGCGGGCGUACAUGUUUCUCUUUGUUUACAUUCUCGGCAGCAUCGCUUUCUGCGGCAACCUCUUCCACUUUAUCAGCGGCUGGAUUGCGGCCACUGUUGUCCAGGUCGUGAUGACGAUUCUCAUCAUGAUCUACGCCUUCAACAUCAACGACUACAGUGACAAGAGUAUGAGCUCCAUGGAGUGCGAGCGGGCGUGCAACCCGUUGUUAGACGCAUACAUUGCCCUUCGUGGUAUCCAGCUCUUUCAGGCACUUAUGAUGCGCAGCUAUGUGUGCAUCAUCGCGUAUGCCGCCAUGCUGGCCCUCACCAUCUACCGGGUAAAGAAGGGGAAGCUGUACGUGGACGCCGUGAACCUGUGGCGCGAAGUGUCGCAAUACGAAAAGGAAGGCUUUUUCUUUAUAGCGAUGGACGUGGUGCUCAUCAUUAUGCUGAUGAUUGUCAUGGUCUUCUCGAUUAUUAACCGGUAUGGAGAUAAGUAA
This is a messenger RNA of Leptomonas pyrrhocoris, 787 nucleotides long. RefSeq lists its product as hypothetical. NCBI's taxonomy places the organism in Eukaryota, Euglenozoa, Kinetoplastea, Trypanosomatida, Trypanosomatidae. Gene Ontology annotation, biological process: vesicle-mediated transport. The record is from RefSeq and is a predicted model, not a curated record. The transcript has a single exon. The coding region runs from base 233 to 787 and encodes 184 amino acids.